UUUUUGGAAGGAAAAAUUGCCGAAAUCCAAGACCUGGCUCAACGGGAAAUAAUUUGUUUAGAUAAAGCGUGGGACGAAGGAAUAAUCACUUUCGCGGAGCGAGCAAAUAUUUUUCAUCAUCGAGAUUUACUUCCGAAAGAUUUGAAAAGUUGCGAAGAAUUAUUAAAAGCUAUCCAAACUCUCCUCGGUCAAACUAAGGAUACUUACGAAGGAAUUAGUUCCGAAACCAAAACCAAAAUUGAUAAGGCUCUAGCCAACUCGAAUAAUUUUAGAGGAAUAAUUCCGGAAACCUUCCGAACCAAUGCCGAUUGGAUAAAUAGGUAUUUGAAAUACCAUAACCUUGAUAAUUUAGCCCACGAUGACCUAACCGAGGCUCGCGAGUUUUACAAAGCAUUAAAAAAAGUAGAAACCAAACUACCCGCCACGAAAAAAGAAGUAGGGAAAAUUUUUGAAAAUAUUCACGGUUCGGAGAAACUAAAACCGAAGUUAAAACGGAGAUUAAAGCCUGAUGAGAAAACCGCAACCUCACCUAUGUCGGCGAGAUUCCUAGUUGAAUUAGAAAAUAUGGCUCAGGAACCAGACCUCGACUACUCCCAAGCCCAAACAAUUUCAGGGGAGUUAACCGAAAAUUAUGCCGACCUAAUUGCCGGAAAGCCGCAUGAAAAAAAUACUGGCUAUGCGGAGGCGGCAGCCAAUGGCGAAGGUGGCACGGAAGGAGAAUUAGACCAAAAAUUACGGGAAUUGAACCUGAAAAUAAUCCCCUUUAACGA
Ambispora leptoticha is the source of this 770-nucleotide messenger RNA. Lineage: Eukaryota; Fungi; Glomeromycota; Glomeromycetes; Archaeosporales; Ambisporaceae. The record is from the annotation of a GenBank genome assembly.